Molecule: messenger RNA, 318 nt
Organism: Geodia barretti
Lineage: Eukaryota; Metazoa; Porifera; Demospongiae; Tetractinellida; Geodiidae
Source: the annotation of a GenBank genome assembly
CGGCUCUGUCGGCGGGUCCGUGGGCGGGUCCGUCAGGUCCGUCACCGAAAGCCUGUAGGUCCCUUCCCCGUCGCUCCAGGCACCGGCGGACACGUAGUAGGUGCCGCCCUCGGUCGCCGUGAAGGUCACAAGCGCGUUCCGGUCCUGCCCCCGAUUGUUGUCCUCCGUCCCCGCGAUCAGAUUCCCGUUCGAGUCGUGAAUCCCCCGCAGAUACGGGUCGUACAAGGUCCCGGCAUCCGUCGCCGAGCCCUCCAGGUCGAACCGGUAGGUCCGGCCCGCCUCAAGCGUCACCGCAAACCAGUCCGAGUCCCCGCCAUG